UGCGUUGCCAUGGUACCUUCUCCUCAUCCUACAACCAAAACCAGUAUCUGCAGGUCGUCAGUUUCUGCAUGUUUCCACUUUCCAAACACAGACAUUCUCGCAUUACAGCCUCCUGUCAACAUACCCCGAUCCUGCCGUGUCAGGCUGGAUUUCGGAUAUAUUUGGUCAGUUUGGAGUAUGAGCUGGUGCGACCAAAAUUUCCCUUGAUGAAAACGUGCAUAAGUAGCAUAGCUACGGUUGCUAUGAAGUGACGUGUCAUCAUGUCACCAGUGAGAACAGUUCCUCGCCGGUACAAUUUAUACCAGAUGGAGUUGUUCAUCGCUUCUACUUACUGCGUAUGCAGAAGAAUCACAUUCAAGAUCUUCUACAUGCUCAGAUUCUAAUUCAUGUGGCGUAACCCGUUUUGGAACAAACAUGUUUCGCUCACCUUAUGAUGGGGUGCAUGCGAAGAAACGGAUUCUUCUUGUCGACUCAUGUAUGUUGUUACGCCUCCUCAGAAGAGUAUAAAUACCCCCUGGACCGUGAGUCAGUGCUGUCUGUUUCUUCCUGACCGCCUUGUUGCCGGUGGCCCCAAUGCCCUUCGGCGAGAGCAGACCCCGUGGUUUGGUCCAGCUUUACCUUUUCCACGUCGUCCAAACGCAUCAUUGCCGGAAGGUUCUGAACUACCCAAGGAGGUGAUACUGAAACCUCUGCGUCGGUUCCCGCUUUCGACGGAGGGUUCAUUUACCACUAAGACUCCUGCUUAUAUCAAAGAUAUGCCAGAAAGAUUUCGCUUGAAGACCAUUGUUCGAUCUUCCAUGUUGUGGAACAAAUGCAAAAAAUAUGCAGAUGCCGACCCCAAUGGCCGAAAUACGUGGAACGAAGAUGGUACAGAUGGUCUUCCCGAUCCUAGACAGCAGUGCGACGGAAUACAUCGGAUCUAUACUUGGUUUACUUGGUUUGCCCAACGCGGUGAGGGCAUGGUCAAUUGUGAGCUCGCCGUGCAAGACGAAGUCCACAACCAGCUAGUCGUACCAAUGAAUGCACUGCUUCAGACUCGCUACCCUGACAGGAUCCACAUUGGAGUCAUCUUACCGGAAACCGACACCACGCAAGACAAGCCCGACGGAGAAGACAAGCCCGACGGAGAAGACAAGUCUGACGGGGAGGACAAGUCUGACGGGGAGGACAAGCCUGACGACGAAGACAAGCCUGACAAUGAAGACGAGCCUUACGACGAAGAUACUGCAACCACUAGUCAAGUGGCCAAAAUACAGGAACAUCAACCACAGACUGAAUCAGAAAAUACCAAACAGCCUUUUGGAUGGCGCAAUGACAAGCAUCAUCUAUGCUUCCCUCCUGCGAAGAGCUACAUGCCAUACUGGGGAAGACCCGUAGCCGCCUCUCAUCAGGAUACAGCUGCAGGGAGUAGUAGAGCCGGAUUUCCGGAUUUUGUUUGUUAUGUCACUCCAGAGAAGUUACACCAUGGCGCACUCGCUGAGAUCAAACCAUAUUGGACGGUGACUAAUGAAACAUUGCAGGAGAUGUUCAGUAUUGAUGCGGUGCAAACCAAAAAUGGAGAAUUUGACUGGAAUGCGAUCGAUAAGACGGACGAUUUAUACCGCCAGGUAUGGGGUGAAAUGUAUGCAUAUCAAUCAGACUAUGCAUUCCUCACGAAUGGCAGCAGUAUUGUGUUGUUCAUACGGAUUGGUGCGACAUCAUUGUGCGUCUCAGACAUGAAGAACUGGGAAGAUUCAGACGUCCUUCAUGCAUUGAUCGGUCUCUCAUUUGCCGCGAUCGACCACAAAUCCCCCGCGAUAGAGAAUCCACGUAGCCGAGGCUUCAUCGAUGAUUACCUUUGCCCCUUAGCUGACCUCGCAUUUGAUUGGGCACAGCCAGGAGAGAAAAGACCCAAAGAUGAUUUGCCCGCAGCUAUUAAGGCAAGUUUGAUUACAAGUCGUACUGCACCUCCGACCCCACCAUCCUCGCCAGAACGCGGGGAAGUCGCCGAAGGUCCUGUUCUGAACUAUGUGCGUGUGGCUGGCAAGCGUCCAUCUGUUCGAACUGGCGGAAGACAGCAUCAUGAACAGAACGAAGACCUGUCUGAACCGGAAUUCAAAGACGGUGACAGUGACUCAGAAUACGAUGAUGACGCCUCUGAUAAUGCUGAUCUUGUUAUAACUUACUCCAAGAAGCGCGUCCAGCAUGCUCGAGGUCGAGGAGGUCGAGGUCAGGGAGGUCGAAGUCGAGGAGGUCAAGGAGGUCGAGGUCAGGGAGGUCGAAGUCGAGGAGGUCAAGGAAAUCAAGGAGGUCAGUCUCGUGGAAUAUAGCGACAAGGCGGAGAAUUGGAGGUCGCUGAAAUUUCAAGUCACCUCAAUCUUAGUAUGAAUUGUACACUACUCCUGCUUGUUGUUAUGGAAAUUGAGUCAGUUUCCAGCCCUGUGUUGAACCUACUUCCAGCACUGAAUAAUCUCACAAAAUAUAUUGUACAACUUGCC
Molecule: messenger RNA, 2477 nt
Organism: Somion occarium
Lineage: Eukaryota; Fungi; Basidiomycota; Agaricomycetes; Polyporales; Cerrenaceae
Source: the annotation of a GenBank genome assembly